AUGCCAAACGAAAAUACACAGAACACGAUGGGAAACGUUGGAUCUAAUGAAGAAUCAAGAAGGGUUCCUGUGAAACCGCCCCCACCGAUUGAAUUGAGCAGCAACAACAAGGCCGCAUGGGAGGCGUGGGAAAAUGCUUUCCAAUGGUACUCCAUCGCAAUAGAAUUGGAAAAACUUGCCCCCAAGAUCCAAGUUGCUGUCUUUAUGAGCGCUUUAGGAAGUGCCGUAAAGGAUAUAUUCGACAAUUUUGGAUUGUCGGAUGAGGAAAAAUCUAACCUCAAUUUGGUUAGACAGAAGUUCCGAGAGUACUUUGCACCCAGCGAAAAUGAAGUGUAUGAGUCCUAUAAGUUCUAUACGAUCACUCAGGAUGAUGGAGAAGGUAUUGAGCAGUACAUCACGAGAAUCAAGGUGCAAGCAAAUAAGUGCACCUUUCCGGCAACUGCGAAAGACAGAUUGAUUCGUGACAAAUUGAUUCACGGCUUGAAGUCUAGUGCGAUUCGGGAGGAACUGCUGCGAAAGUCUUCCUUGACUCUCGAACAAACGAUCGCGACGUGUAAAAGCAUGGAAAAAGCAGCUGAGCAUGCGAAAUCGAUGGACAAAAAUAAUCCUGGAUGUUCCAAAAACACUGAGAGUGAAGUAUACACUGUUAGAAACGGGAAUGCAAGUUCUUCGAAGAAGACUGCUCAAUAGGUUGUUUGUGACAAAUGUAAUUACAAACAUGGACUCCGAAAGUGUCCAGCUUCUGGCCAAAAGUGUAAUAAGUGUGGGAAUAAGGGUCAUUUCGCAUCAGUAUGCAAAAAUAGAAAGAAAAAAGUGAAGCAGCUCGAAAAGGAGAGCGAAAGCUCGAGUGACGAAGAUAGCGAUACUGAACAGUUUUCGCUUAAAGUGCAUUCGCUGAGUCGCGGUCGUGGCAAAGAAGAUUGCUGGGAAAGUGUUAUGGCAGUCCAAAAAGUGAAAA
Messenger RNA from Phlebotomus papatasi, 958 nucleotides. RefSeq lists its product as uncharacterized. Bases 1 to 690 code for a protein of 229 amino acids. Lineage: Eukaryota; Metazoa; Arthropoda; Insecta; Diptera; Psychodidae. The record is from RefSeq and is a predicted model, not a curated record. The transcript has a single exon.